AUGACUCAACUCAACGAGGACAUCUUGAAAGACAUUUUCUCGUUUCUGGAGCCCAACACCAGAUACAUAAUUGCUGCUCGUUGCCUAUCCCUUCGACCAAUCCACAAAUCCCUUCCAAUCCACAUUGACCAUCUGAAGAUCUCCCGUUCUAGCUUUUCCAUCAACGGCUCCACCCACGCCUUCCGGAGCAUGAUUCAAGAGGCAGAAGAGCAAAAACUCCCUAGACACCUCCAGGAAAUCAAUGAUGACUAUGGUGUCCCUUACGACCUGACCUCCACUGGUAAACGUGACGAUGAUGCUGACCUUCUCUUCCAGGAUGUUCAAGUUGGUGGUAUUCGCUUUGCUCAGAACUUCAUCGACCAGUUCAACGCGAAUUCUGGAAGCCUGGAAGGUCAGAUGAACGAAUUUAUCAGAGUAGCGGCUUCGAUGCGAGGUGGCAGACUCCCAGUAGUUCAAUGCACCCCAUACAUCCAGUAUACGCUGAGCAAUGACUAUCAGAUGAGCACUGUCACCUAUCCACCUGGAAAUCGAAUCCGACACGCUAUCAGAAGACAUCUAGGCAACGUCCUAGGCAAUGGAGAAGUGUCGGUGCGGCUUUUGGAGAUUGAUUGCCAGGACGGUGUGCUCAGAUUCCCUGGAGACGUCAAACUCAAGGUUCAGGAGAUCAAGCUUCGGAGAAAUGGCAACGCUGUGCUUCACGCCAUCCGACCUGUCAUCUCAGAACGAUCUUUUCCUCUCCAGAAGAUUUCGAUUCUGGUACAGGAAGCUGGCGACCCAGUAUUCCAGAAUCAAGUCGUCAAGGCAUCCGGAGCAGUCGACAUCCGAAUUGAUUAUGAUCCAGAUGGCAACUGGGCAGAGGCACUUAAGAAACUUCCCAACAAAAUUGUGCAUAUGGCAGUUGGCGAGAUUCCAAUUGAGCAGCUCGGAGAGUUGGCAUUCGGCUGGAUGGAGAAUCCAAGAAUGGAAGGAUCCAAGUUCUCCAUGCCAUCCAAAGAUGUGGCUACGAUUCUGGAGAGAGCUGCAGAAGUGCUACCAGUAUGCAAUGCCACGAUUGAGAGCAGAAGAUGCGACGAGUUUCCUGUUGGAGCCAGUAUUCAGAUCUCCGAGGAUUUGGAGAUCAACAUCUAUGGAGCAAUGGCUCCAAAUCAUGAGAAGGAGCUGCUGAAGCCGAAUGGUAAGCCAUGGAUGAUUGUGAUGGAAUCCAUGGCCUUUGGAUCCGCUGCGCCAAUGGCGCCUACUCCAAAACCUCCAAAAACUCCAGUUAAGAAAGUGUCAAAAGCACAAUCUUCACAAGAAUCCAAAAUUCAAGGGCUACCAUACAAAAAAAUCCGACAACUGGGAAAAGGAGCAUUUGGGGUAGUAGAUCUCAUGAAAAGGAUUACAAAUCCAAAAGAAAAAUUCGCUGUAAAAAUUCAACAAAUCGGAAAACGGAGUCAUAAAAUUAAAGAGGAGUUUAAGAUUCACAAAGGAUUAGAUCAUACAAGUAUUAUCAAAGUUUUCGAGUUGAUCCAAUUUGAAAAUCAAUACUAUAUGGUAAUGGAAUACGCCAAUAAAGGAGUUCUAUGGGAUUUGAUCCCAAAAGAUGACGUAUUGGAUGUUGAAGUUGCUCAGAAGCUAUUCCAACAAUUGAUCGCAGGCAUCAAGUAUCUCCAUAGUCAGGGAAUUGUUCACAGGGAUAUUAAACCCGAUAAUUUGUUGAUUUUUAAAGAAGAGAUUUUGAAAAUCUGUGAUUUCGGAAGCGCCAAAAAGUAUCUCAAUGGUGAUCAAGAGAUCUUUUUCCCCACUGGUGCUGGCGCCAAAAGCUUCAAUGCUCCUGAAAUAUUUAGUGAAGACCAAUUUCGAGGUCCACCUUUAGAUAUCUGGGCUGCUGGACUAGUUCUAGUAUGUAUGCUGGUCAAUAGUCAGCCAUGGGAGAGAGCCUGUCCCGGUGACAAAGGAUACUCAGCGUGGAAGCGAGGAAAACUGUUCAAUGAGUGGCCGUGGACCGAAGUGGACCCAAUGGCAAUGUCCCUUAUCAGUUGGAUUCUAAUGGAGGAUCUCAAUAGGCGCUACACAAUUGAGCAGAUCGAGAAAAGCGAGUGGUUUCAGUACGAGUAUGAUUGA
Messenger RNA from Caenorhabditis briggsae, 2103 nucleotides. Gene Ontology annotation, cellular component: cytoplasm. NCBI's taxonomy places the organism in Eukaryota, Metazoa, Nematoda, Chromadorea, Rhabditida, Rhabditidae. The record is from RefSeq and is a predicted model, not a curated record. The coding region runs from base 1 to 2103 and encodes 700 amino acids. The transcript is spliced from 7 exons. Gene Ontology annotation, molecular function: tau-protein kinase activity; ATP binding; protein serine/threonine kinase activity. Gene Ontology annotation, biological process: microtubule cytoskeleton organization; protein phosphorylation; intracellular signal transduction.